Messenger RNA from Pieris brassicae (large cabbage white), 4965 nucleotides. Its product is annotated as unconventional myosin-Ia-like. NCBI's taxonomy places the organism in Eukaryota, Metazoa, Arthropoda, Insecta, Lepidoptera, Pieridae. The record is from RefSeq and is a predicted model, not a curated record. Gene Ontology annotation, molecular function: actin filament binding; microfilament motor activity; ATP binding. Gene Ontology annotation, cellular component: actin cytoskeleton; microvillus; myosin complex. Gene Ontology annotation, biological process: actin filament organization; vesicle transport along actin filament. Bases 478 to 3786 code for a protein of 1102 amino acids. The transcript has 14 exons.
UACCACUUACUAGAAUGAGAUUAGCAAAAUGUAUCAAGGUGUAUUCCAAACGAUUCGAUGAUAUUUAAUAGCAAAAAACUUCUUAGUAUUGGUAUAUUAUUUAGAAAUAAAAUUAUAUAUUUACGCUUAAAUAACUCACAGAGAACUAUAAUAUCUGAAAGUUGUCUAAAUUUGACUCGACUCUCGACUUACGAGUGUCAAGCGAAUUGUGAAAACUGUAAACUGAAAUGUCAUAAUAAGUACCUAUAACCUACAUAGAAUUUGUAAUUUGUAAAUCAAUUAAUAAAUAAUUCUUAUUUAGCUACGGUUUCAUAUGAUACUAUUUCAUUAUUGAUUAUAUUAUAACACCAGGUAUUGUUUAGUUUUCUUCGAAUGGUGUUGAUUUUAAAAACCGAUUUCUGAAAAGAAGUCUCAUCAUGAAGGGAGGCAUGUGUGAACAGAAGCCAGGCGGGGGUAGGUGAGGCAAGGCGAAGGGCGAUGGCGGAGGAUGAAGUCGGGCUUGCAGACGCCGUACUGCUUGCGCCCCUCACCGAAGACUCCUUUCUGCACAACUUACAUGUCCGAUAUAAACGAGAUAUCAUUUAUACAUACGUGGGCAACGCCCUUAUUUCGGUGAAUCCAUGCCGACCUCUGCCACUCUACUCGGCUGAUCUGGUUCGGACCUAUUUAGCGCGACCGCCAUACUUGCUGCCACCCCAUCUGUAUGCGAUAACUGCAACGGCCUAUCGAUGGGUACGUGAUAGAAACGAGAGUCAGUGCAUAGUUAUUACGGGUGAGAGCGGUGCUGGCAAAACAGAGGCCGCGCGUGUGUGCCUCCAAUGUGCAGUAGUAGCAGGUGGAAGCGCAGCCGGCGCAGCAGGUGGAGGAGCGGCUGCCACGCUAGUUGCGGCCGGAACGCUUCUCGAAGCCUUUGGGAACGCCGCUACUGCAAGGAAUCAUAACGCCAGUAGAUUUGGAAAGCUGUUGGAUAUAGAGUUGGACUUCAAGGGAGAGCCGAUCGGUGGACACCUAACACACUACCUCUUGGAAAAGGAACGCGUCUGCUUCGUAUCAGACGGCGAACGAAAUUUCCACGUACUGUAUCAGUUGCUAGCCGGUGCUGAUGCUCAAUUGCUCAAGCGGCUUAAGCUGCAGCGUUCAUGGGAGGCGUACCGGGUACUGCGGGGCCGGGCGCCCCCCGCGGGCUCGGAAGACGCGUCCCCGCCCCUCCGUCCGCCCCCGGGCCCCGCCGACCCGCACGCAGAUCGAGACCACUUCGCCUUCACCAAAGCCGCCAUGAAAACCCUCGGACUGAGCGCGGCGGAAUGCGGGGCGGUUCUACGAAUUCUCGCCUUCAUACUCAAGCUGGGCAACGUCCGGUUCGAACCGCUUCAUCACAUAGAUGGCUCGAUUGGAGCCCGUGCACAUCAUGAACUCGAGUUGCGGGAUGCGUGUGCGCUGGUUGGAGUCGAUCCGGACACCUUGGCGCUGGCUUUGGGUGCGGCGCCGGAAGCAUCGGUGCCCCCGCCCGCCGCUCCACCCACUGUAGCGCCACACGAAGACGAGUGUUCAGUGGAGGAAGAAGAGAGUUCAGUGGGGGGCGAAUCCGAGGCGUGGAGCGAGUGGGGGGAAUGGGGAGAGUGGGCGGCGCUACGGAGGGAUCGUGUGCUCUGCGCGCUGUAUUCGCGUCUUUUCAACUGGUUGGUGCGCGGCGUCAACGCGGCGUUACGUGGAGCGGCCGGCGGUCGUCGUUCACUGGGAAUUCUCGACGUGUACGGGCUGGAGUCGUUGGCGCACAACUCGUUGGAGCGGCUGCUCAUCAACUACGCGGCGGAACGCGUGCAUGCGGCCGUCUGUACCCUAGCCUUGCGCCGGCAGCAAGAGGAGUAUGCGCGCGAGGGACUCGCAUGGACGCCGGUGCCUCUUACCGAUCACGAGGCGGCCGCGGACGCGUUAGACGCGGGACCGGAUUGCGUGCUUGCCGCAUUGCGCGAUGCCACCCUUCGCGCUGCUCCCGAUUCCCAUUUCAUACAGCGUCUCCAGCGCCGUCGGCAUCCACGCGUCUUGCCUUUACCGCCCGAUAGAUUCCAGAUCACGCAUUUCGGUGGCGUGGUGGUGUACAGCGCACGCGGCAUCAUUAGCAAAAACCGUGACUCGGUAUGUCGCCGUUGUGCCACCGUCCUGGCCGCAGCUCGCGAACCCUUGUUGGCCGCCCUUUUCGCCGCGCCGCCGCCGCCAACCCACGCAGCCGCCGGGUCGCCGCGUCGAGCCGGGGCGCUCGCGUGCCGCCAGCGUGCUCUCAUCGCCGCUCUGCUGAGGAGAUUGCCGCCGGCGCCGCGUCUAGUGAGAUGUCUACGCGCCGACACCGCUCUCCGGCCGCACCGCUUCGACGCGCCGCUGCUGCGUCACCAGAUCCGAACUCAGGGCAUCGUGGAGAUGGCUGCCCUUCGACGGGCGGGCUGGUGCGAGUCGCUGUGCGCACGCGGCGUGGUGGCGCGGUAUGGGAUACUGCGGUGGCGUCGUUCGACGCUCGCGAACGCGGCGGCGACGGCGGGAGAGGAAGCGGUGCGCGCGGCGCGGUCUCUUCUACGUACGCUUCCCAUUCCGAGUGGCGAAUUUGCGUUCGGACGCACUCGUGUGUUCGUGCGUAGUCCGCGCACAGUGUGGGAGUUGGAGGCGUUGCGAGCGGCGCGCGUGGAACGUCUGGUGUCGGCGGCUCAGAGGGCGUGGCGGGAUUAUCGAGCGCGACGCCGCCAUACCGCUCAGCGCACAAUCGCCUCGGCCUGGCGCGCACAUAAGGCUCGACAAGAGUCAGUAGAAGAUACAAUAGCGCUACAGCCUUCCUAUUGGCGACCGGGCGCACCAGCAGCACCGAGUCCGGCGGCAGCAAGGGCGGCGGCGGGGCUGGUGGUGUGGCGCGCGUGGUGUUCUAGCGCCCGUCGGCGUUACCUGCGCGGGCUGUGGGCACGAUUGCCGGCGCGGCACUGCUCGCCAGUCUGCACCGCGUGGCCUCCGCCCCCUGCACCCCGUCUACUCGCCCGGACCGACUCCCUCCUCCGGCGCCUGCAUCACCGCUGGCGCUGUCAACUGUACCGUCAGGCGUUCGACCAGACCGCAAGGAACCGCAUGCGGGAGAAGGUGACGGCGAGCGUGCUGUUCAAGGAUCGCAAAGCGUCGUACGCGGUGAGCGUGGCGCAUCCUUUUGUCGGGGAUUACGUGCGUCUCCGAGCUUCCGGGGCGUGGCGACGCGGGGCGGGUGCCGGCGCGGCAGACCGCUACGUGGUGUUCGCGGAUGCGGCGGUGAGGGUGGCGAGGGGGGGCGGCGCCGGACGUGUCCUGGCGGUGGUGUCGACGGCGGCGCUGCUGCUCUUGGAACCGCGAUCGUUGCGCGUGAAGAGACGGGUUCCGGCGCAACAGGUGUAUCGCCUGUCUCUUUCGCCGUACGCGGAUGACGUGCUGGCGGUGCAUGUGCGCGCCCCGGCCGCCCCCGAUGACUCUGAUGAGGAUCUCUCGCAGUGCUCCUCGAGGGACGCGUUGGAUGCCCCCGGGUGCUUAUUUGGGAGUGAAGGCGGCUGGCGGAGACGUGGAGACGUAGUGCUACGGACAUGCCACGUGCUGGAACUGGCCACGAAGCUGUUCCUCGUCGUGCAAAACGCCGUGGGCGCGCCGCCGCACGUUAAUAUUGCUUCCGAAUUUGAAGCAAACUUCGGUCAGCAGUUAGUGACAAUAGCAUUUCAUGCGACGGGCAGUGCCCCAUCUGGGGCUCGCUUAGUCCGGCGCGGAAGCCGUCUUGAUGUCCUGCUGUGACCGCGGUAAGACACGACAAUACAACUGUAAAUUCCACACACGGUUUCGUUGGACAAAAUUAAGUUUAUGGUCGUCUCUUUUCUUUAUGUAAUAUAAUUUAAACAAAAUCUUAUUUUUUUUUUAGUUUGAAGUGCCUGUGGUCAGAUAAAAACUACGACCAGUCAAAUUGACAUAACUAUUUGCUUUAUGAUUAUAGUUUUUCUUUUUUUAAUUAGUAACAUGGAUACAAGUCCUUUAGUCGUAAUAAUAGAGUACAAAUGUGAUUUAGGAUAAGGGUGCAUUCCGUUCCGCUCCGAGCGAAACGUGCCGUAAGGUUUUCUGUAUCCAAUAGUAAUACCUAAAACAUACCAUUCUGUGGUGUAAGGUCCUGGAAAGUGGAAAAUAAUAUUAACAAUAAAAAGAGGACCACCUCCCCCCGCCUAAAUUCGUUGUGUAAGAACGCUCCCUAAAUUAAAAUGCCAUUUUCGUCACGAUGGUAAAAAGUUAGUACUGGCAUAUAGAGAAGUCAAGUUUGUGUUGAAUCUUGCAUUUAAUAGAUGUCAUAAGUCGUACAUGUAUAUUUAAUGUAUAGGUCCCGACACGUUGGUGUAGCAGUGAUCAAAAGUAAAUUUUGAAAAAUACGACGAAUAGCACCUUUUCAACAAUAAUUUUAGUCGCUUUACAUACACACAUCAAUUAACCUUAACUUGUUAAUAAGAUGUGUCUAUUGGGCUGGAAAUUGAUUGAGAAACUAAUAUAUUAACUACCUCGCAAACGUUUGUUUUGCCACAGAAAACUUCGAAUAGUCCAGUCAAUCGCUAUUAAAUUUAAAAAUGGGGGGGGGGGGGGGUAUUUUAUGCCUAUUUUGACCACAAAACACUUCAUAAGAAUAGCUUAAGCGGAAUUUGGGAGGAGUUUCGAUAUAAAAGUCGCAGUAAAAUAGUUAAAUAAGACAGUUAAUUGAAUCACUAGACAGUUAAUUAAAGAUUGAUAUUCAAUCAAGUCGCUAAAGUUCCGUCAGACAAGUGAGCGAACGAAACGUUUAAGGAGUUUUAGUUCCUAGGCAACAAAACUAACCUAAUCUAACCAUUUACAAUAAAACAAAACACGGAAUUUCCAAGCUCUCAUUUCUUCACGACCACACAAUAAAAUAAUCAUGGCGGAGUCUUGUUUUACAUUGUUAAUCAACACGCUGGCUUU